Molecule: messenger RNA, 599 nt
Organism: Drosophila yakuba
Lineage: Eukaryota; Metazoa; Arthropoda; Insecta; Diptera; Drosophilidae
Product: putative odorant receptor 65c
Exons: 2
Coding region: 1-561 (186 amino acids)
Biological process (GO): sensory perception of smell
Cellular component (GO): membrane
Molecular function (GO): odorant binding; olfactory receptor activity
Source: RefSeq, a predicted model, not a curated record
AUGUGCUAUGGCGUUACCGAAUCAAUAGGAGACAGGCUUUUUUUUAUAGCUUUUAAAAUAUUCUAUUUUCAAUGGUAUGGCGAUGGACUUGACGAGGUUGUUGAAACCCUGGACAGAUUACAUCCUUGGGCACAUAAAGGUCCUGGUGCAGUGGAUUAUAGAACUGGCAAACGCUGGUACUUCCAGUUGUCAUUUGUUGUAAUUUCAUCGUGGAUGUGUUUUCUGUGCAUUUUUCUAUUGCUCCUCAUUACAUCACCCAUGUGGAUCCAUCAGCAGAUCCUUCCCCUUCAUGCAGCCUUUCCUUUUCAAUGGCAUGAUAAGUCGAUUCACCCCAUCAGCCAUGCCAUAAUAUAUUUAUUUCAGAGCUGGUGUGCAGUUUAUACGUUGACUUGGCUCGUGUGCAUCGAGGGACUAUCUGUGAAUAUCUACGUGGAAUUAACAUUUGCCAUAGAAGUUCUAUGCCUCGAACUGCGAAACCUUCAUCGGAGGUGCCAUGGAUAUGAAGAGUUGAGAUUAGAGACGAAUCGCUUGAUCAAGUUUCAUCAGAAGAUUGUUAAGUAAGCCUGGAACCAUCAAAGUAAAUUUGCUUAAAUCUUUCC